AUGAGCAUGGCAUGGCUGAACAAUCAGACCUCAGGCAGUGAUUUUUUCCUCUUGGAUCUGUUCCAUAGCACCCUGGUGCCCUGGGUCCUCUUCACACUCAUCCUGCUUGAUUUCCUGGUGGCCCUGUGCGGCAUCACCAUAAUAAUCAUCCUCAUCUGGGCCGACCCUCUUCUCCACACUCCCAUGUACUUUCUGCUCAUCCAGCUGUCCCUCAUGGAUCUCCUCUAUAUCUCCAUGUUUGUCCCCAAAAUGGUGGUGGACUUUCUAUCUGGGGAUCAUCGAAUCUCUUUUAUUGGGUGUAGCUUCCAGAUGUUCCUCUUUGUCACCCUUGGGGGCUCAGAGUGCCUGCUGCUGACGGUCAUGGCUUAUGACAUCUAUGCGGCCAUCUGCCACCCUCUGUGCUUCCUCAUACUCAUGGGUCCCAGGGUCUGUGUGCUCCUGGUGCUUGUGAGCUGGCUGGGUGUAUUCUUCAAUUCCUUGAUCCAUGUGGUCUAUACUCUGACACUCCGUUAUUGUGCCUCCAGGGAAAUUCAUCAUUUCUUCUGUGAAGUCCCAGCGCUCCUGAAAGUUGUCUGUGCUGACGCUUCCCAAUAUGAAAAGGGUAUUUCUGUCACUGCUGUGAUUUUUUUUUUUGUCCUUCCCAUCUCUGGCAUUCUGCGCUCCUAUGGGAGGAUACUCUUCACUGCACUGGGCAUGGGUUCAGGCCAGGGAUUCAGGAAAACCUGGGGUACUUUCUCUUCUCAUGUGACCGUGGUGUCCCUCUUCUAUGGGGCUGCCAUCAUUAAGUACAUUCUGCCAAAGUCCUCCCACUCCCCUGUAGAGGAAGAAGUGGUCCCUGUGUUCUACACCAUCAUAACGCCCAUGCUCAACCCCCUCAUCUACAGCCUGCAGAACAAGGACGUCACUAGAGCUUUUCGGAAGGUUUUCAGAGUGUCAGGAAUUGGAGUUUGCUGUGUCUACCAUAAACCCAUAAUAGGGUUGCCUUUUGCUUUGAAAGUGAACAGAAGAUCUGCGCUGGGCCAGCAGCCCAACACGCCACGUCACGCUGACAUAAAGGAGGGUGAGUGCGGCCUGCCCAGGGCACAGCAGGAGCACCUAGUUCAGGUGGCCGUGGGGCAAUAUAGUCCUGAACUCCUGGCACAGUCGCUGCACAAAGUCAUUCCAGCAAAUGCAGAGAGAUAUUAG
This is a messenger RNA of Talpa occidentalis (Iberian mole), 1185 nucleotides long. RefSeq names its product olfactory receptor 2M5-like. Gene Ontology annotation, molecular function: olfactory receptor activity; G protein-coupled receptor activity. Gene Ontology annotation, biological process: G protein-coupled receptor signaling pathway. Gene Ontology annotation, cellular component: membrane. Bases 1 to 1185 code for a protein of 394 amino acids. The record is from RefSeq and is a predicted model, not a curated record. Lineage: Eukaryota; Metazoa; Chordata; Mammalia; Eulipotyphla; Talpidae. The transcript is spliced from 2 exons.